This is a messenger RNA of Corvus hawaiiensis (hawaiian crow), 3588 nucleotides long. It is a transcript of the gene CRISPLD1, whose product is annotated as cysteine rich secretory protein LCCL domain containing 1. NCBI's taxonomy places the organism in Eukaryota, Metazoa, Chordata, Aves, Passeriformes, Corvidae. Gene Ontology annotation, cellular component: extracellular region. The record is from RefSeq and is a predicted model, not a curated record. The transcript has 14 exons. Bases 192 to 1805 code for a protein of 537 amino acids.
GCGGCUGGGUCCGGUGUGGCGGGAUUCGCGCGUGCUCACCCAGGGUGAAGGACUGACCUCGGCUUUCCUACCUAAAGCACUCAGUCAUGUAGCAGGAGUUGUUAAAACACCGCAUUCUUGGAAGUGCCAACAAACCUGGAAGAAAGACUUUGUCUUGGAGCUAACUCCUGAGCAUUUUGAGAUCAUUCAUCAUGAAGUAUGUAGUACAGGAAUGGCUCAGAGUAACUACCUUGCUAUUCAUAGCUCAAGCAGUUUCUGCAAUGGUUCUUCCCAAUGCCACGCUCUUAGAGGAACUUUUGGAAAAGUACAUGGAUGAAGAUGGUGAGUGGUGGAUCGCCAAGCAGAGAGGGAAAAGGGCUAUCACAGACAGUGAUAUGCAGAGUAUCUUGGAUCUUCAUAAUAAAUUACGGGGUCAGGUGUAUCCACCAGCUUCCAAUAUGGAAUAUAUGACAUGGGAUACAGAGCUGGAGAGAUCUGCAGAGUCAUGGGCUGAAGCCUGUCUCUGGGAACAUGGACCAGCAAGCCUUCUUCCAUCAAUUGGACAGAAUCUGGGGGCACACUGGGGAAGGUACAGACCUCCAACAUUUCAUGUCCAAGCAUGGUAUGAUGAAGUGAGAGAUUUCACAUAUCCUCAUCCUCAUGAAUGCAACCCAUAUUGUCCAUACAGAUGCUCUGGUCCUGUUUGUACACAUUACACACAGGUUGUUUGGGCUACAAGUAGCAGAAUCGGUUGUGCAAUUAAUUUGUGUCAUAAUAUGAACAUCUGGGGGCAGAUUUGGCCAAAAGCAAUUUAUCUUGUAUGCAAUUAUUCUCCUAAAGGAAACUGGUGGGGUCAUGCUCCUUAUAAACCUGGCCGCCCCUGUUCUGCAUGUCCCCCUAGUUUUGGAGGAGGUUGUAGAGAAAAUCUUUGUUACAGAGAGGAUUCAGAAAGACCUUAUUCCCCCCACGAACCAGAAGAGGAAACUAAUGAGAUCGAACGUCAGAGAUCCAAAGCCCAGGAUGCAACUGUGCAAAGCUGGCCAAGAACACAUCAACCUUCAGCCUCCACAGGCACUGAUGACAGUGAGAAAAAUGAAGUAAUAAGCACACAGCAAAUGUCUCAGAUUGUUUCAUGUGAAGUAAGGCUAAGAGAUCAGUGCAAAGGAACAACUUGCAAUAGGUAUGAAUGUCCUGCUGGCUGUUUGGAUAGCAAAGCCAAAGUUAUUGGAAGUGUACAUUAUGAAAUGCAAUCCAGUAUUUGUAAAGCUGCCAUACAUUAUGGCAUCCUAGACAAUGAAGGUGGUUGGGUUGAUGUCACUAGGCAAGGCAGGAAAAAUUACUUCAUUAAGUCUUACAGAAAUGGCGUUCAGUCAAUUGGAAAAUACCAAUCUGCUAACUCCUUCACUGUCUCUAAAGUAACAGUUCAGGCUAUCACCUGUGAAACCACAGUGGAACAGCUGUGCCCAUUUCAAAAACCAGCCUCACACUGUCCAAGGGUGUAUUGUCCUCACAACUGUAUGCAGGCAAAUCCACACUACGCUCGUGUAAUUGGUACACGAAUUUAUUCUGAUAUCUCCAGUAUCUGCCGGGCAGCAGUGCACGCUGGUGUGGUCCGCAACCAGGGCGGUUAUGUUGAUGUUAUGCCAGUAGACAAAAGAAAGGUCUAUGUUGCUUCCUUUCAAAAUGGGAUAUAUUCAGAAAGGUACAGAGCCCAUUUGCAAAGAUUACACUUUACUCUUGACCUCAAUAAGGUUCACAGUCUUGCAUUGUGUCUGUUUGUACCUGAGGCAGUGCUAGAAGCCAAACAAACAGGCAACAAGGGGUGAUUUACAGAGCUUGUGUAACAGCUGUGGUGACUUUGGAGAAGCUGUGGUAGUGGAGCUGCCUGCCUCCUCUAAGCUCAUAAAACAUUACCCUGAAAAGCUGCUUAUGAAAUAAAGUAAACCUCUUGUUUGCUUUGCUGGUUCUGUAGCGACUAACACAAUAUUUGAUAAGAAAAUUGCCUUUACAUCCUUAGGGAUUUUUUAAAAAUUAACAUUAAUGAUGCAGUUUCAUUGGUUCCUGAUGAACUGUUCAUUAGUGAUUUACAUGGUAUUGAACCAGUGAUCCUGAAUCAUACUUAAUAGUCACAAACAUGAAAAUUCACAAUCAUUGAACCUUUUUUUUUAAUAAUUUGUUAACAGUGUUUUUCUGAAAGACAUGGAGAUGCUGUGAAAGUUCACUAGUUGUAUUGAGUGUAUUUGUGCACUGUAUGAUGAUAACACAUGGCUAAUAUGUUGCAGAUUAAAUUUAAUCCCUGAAAGGGUUCUCCAAGUUCUAAAGGAAGAAAGAGAAAUUACUUUAAAAACAUUGUACCACUCUUCUCAUCCUCUAAAGCUAAGAAUGUUUCUUAGACUAAAAAUGAUUGUUACCUAACCCAGACUAUAGUCUUUCUGAGAAAUCUGAGUGGGAAAAAACCUCAAAAAGUUUCUUUAGAAAACCCAGAAAUAGGAAAAUAUUGAGUAUUUUUGUCUUGCUUUUAAUUGGGGGUAGGGGAAUGUCUGCUCUCUUUCUCUCAGACCUUUCAACAAAUCUGGAAGCUUGUAAAAUACAGAUUUUCUUUACUCAAUGGAUGACUUAUUUCACAUAUUUUUUUACUUUUCUCUGUGAUCACCCAGUUUCCUUAGAGUGCUUCCCUACUAACACUUUUGCUCUCCAUAUAAAUCUUUUCGAGUAGAGAUGCAGACAGGAAGAAUGUUGCAAAUUUGAUCAUUAUUUAUACUUUAUAUCUAAUAUAUGUAUUAUAUAAUAUCUAUAAAUAUACAUUUUAAAAUAUGUAUAAAUGCACAUAUAUUUACACAUAAAUCAUCUUGGUAAAGUCUGGGAGGUCAGCAGUUUGGAGAAGAGUCCCAUGCAAGUUUUCUGUGAAGCAGAAGAUGAUGAAUUCUAAUGCUGUUGCAGCCAACCUGUUCCAUUGUGCCUUUCCUUGCUUUCACCUCCAUUUCCCUUUCCUUCCCAGAUAAUCUUCAGACAGGGUUUGCUAAAGAAAAAACAAUGGACCAUUAAAUAGGACAUGCUGGUCCAACUUAAGGCAAAAAUACUUAUCCUAUCAAAAUUUCAUUGGAGUUGGGUGUUUUUGUUUCUUUUCUUUUGAAGCCAGAUAUUUAUCCAUUCAGAAGGAAUUCCCUUUGUUUUUCUUAGAUGUUAGGUCUCUGUAGAAAUCUACGCUUCGUUGUAUAAGCAACUAACAAACAAGUAAUCUCUUGGGUCUGCAAGUUCUCUCCAAGUACAGUUGCUAGAAUAGUAAGCAUAAGAUGUAUGUUUUCUCUAUUUCCAAAACACUUUUUAUAUUUUGCUUCAAUUCCUUACACUAGAAUCUAGAAUCCCUCAUCACAAAGGAUUAUUUGAAUUUUUUUUAUAUUGUGAUUUGUUCCUAAUAAGAUGUUAGGGAAAAAAAAUCUGAAAUUUAUGUAGUUUUUAUUUGCAGCAGUUUUAAAGAAAUCCUAGAUAGCUAAAUUUAUGAGUUGUCACAAGAAGUGCUGCAGGAUACUAGAAUUAACAAUUAAAAUUUAAAAAAAGUUGUUACUGGAGUGUUACAGUCUUAAAAAUAACGUAAGCAAUGUUUUUAUG